AUGGUUGAUCUUAAGCAGCAACUCAACGUUAUUGAUUACUUCGGAGUUGUUGCCGUUUGGCUUUGCUUCUUCUCCAUCAUCUUCAUUAUUUCCGUCACCUGCAUUCUCUGGUGCUGUGUUAGCAAAGAUGACGAUCAAACCGUUUUCGCUAAAUUUGGGAUGGGACCUCGUCAAAGGACGGCGAACCAGAAGUACGCUGCUCAAGUUGAGAAAGCCGAAUGA
Messenger RNA from Auanema sp. JU1783, 222 nucleotides. The record is from the annotation of a GenBank genome assembly. Lineage: Eukaryota; Metazoa; Nematoda; Chromadorea; Rhabditida; Rhabditidae.